Molecule: messenger RNA, 2028 nt
Organism: Chenopodium quinoa (quinoa)
Lineage: Eukaryota; Viridiplantae; Streptophyta; Magnoliopsida; Caryophyllales; Amaranthaceae
Product: 21.7 kDa class VI heat shock protein-like
Exons: 2
Coding region: 398-976 (192 amino acids)
Source: RefSeq, a predicted model, not a curated record
CUUUUUUUUAUCUUUGAAACAGAACAAUUACAAGAGGUGGAGACAGCAACAUGUGAAUUGUUAUGCACCCUUUGAGUGUUCAAAUACGGAAAUGUGUGCACGUUAAUCAAACCUUUAAAAGAACGGCGAAAACAAAGGGAAUUUCGACUAUUUCCUAGUUUUAUCAGAGAGCCAGUAAUACAAGUUGUGACAUGCUAAUGAGAGGAAUUUGAUGGAGAAAGAAAUAUUCUGUUAUCUUUAAAUUCCUGAAAAGAUUCUAAAGGAAUUUGUUCUGUUUUUACUUUACUAAAAGAUUUUCCUUCAAGACUAUAAGAAGAAUAAAACUAAAACUAUACUCUAAACAAAGUUAGUACCAAAACUCAUUACUCAAACUCAAGUUCAUACACAACUUUCUGUGAUGAUGGCUGGCUGCAGACAGAUCGACGUUCACCUUGAAGAUCGAACACCACAUAAAUGGAUCGUUCCCCUUACAGAAGAGGUUUUCCAAGCCUUCUUAUCGAAAGGAAACCAAGCAAUCCGUAAAGUAUUUGGUGAUGGUUCAUUCUUUAGUCCAAUGUUGUUUGGCAAAUUUUUCGAUCCUUCUGACGCUUUUCCUCUGUGGGAGUUUGAGGCUGAUGUCUUGCUGUCCAUUCUAAGAGCCUCUGGAAAUAAUCAGGUUGAUUGGACUCAGAAUGAUAAAGAGUAUGUACUGAAAGCAGAAUUGCCUGGAGUAGGAGAAGAUUCUUUACAGGUGUGUGUGGAGAAGGGAAAAAUACUCGAAGUUAGUGGACAAUGGAAGCAAUCAACUGAUCCUAAGGCAAGGGACUGGAAAAGUAGUCAUUGGUGGGAACAUGGGUUUGUUCGAAGGAUCGAGUUGCCAGAGAACGCAGAUUGGAAGAAGACCGAGGUAACUGUUAAAAAUGACAUAAUAUUAGAGAUAAAAAUACCUAUGAAAUCAUCAACUAUUCCUACUCGUCGAGGUGAUGAUUCAGACUGAGAAUUGUUCAGUACUUCUGUAAGUUGAUGAAACACACAUCACAUCAUGAGCAAUUAAGCAUAAUAAGACAUUUUUUUUAUGGAGCCAAUAAAAUGUUACUUAAAAUUAUGUGUAUCCAUGAUGCAAUACUCAUAGUAACAGAGCCGGGGAACAGGAAACAUUGAUAGGAACUCACAGAAUGACAGGAUGCAGAGAGCUGACAUUCAUGAAACAUUAAAAAGGACUAAUUGGAAACUGAAUGUUAUGGGUUAUUUCUUUGUUUUUUGUUUUUUCAGGGUAAUGCAGAGAAGUUUAAAGGAAGAGUGUAGAUUACAAAGGGGAAAGUUUGGUUCUGACUUAAUCAACUUGCUUCUCAACACAUCGGUGUUAGAAGUAACUAACUACAGGGAACAGAAAUUUCUGAAGACGAUUCCUUUUUAUUAAGAUUUAUAUCAAACUGAUUAAAACUAGAUUCAAAUUGCUCUUGAACAACAUUGCACUGCGAGUCUGCGAAUGUACUGGUUCUCAACAAAUCCAGUUAUCCUGCAGUACCCAACUGCUGAAAGUUAUAACAAUUUCUUCAGAAGCUCCCAAAAGAGCACCAGUACUUGGUUAGAUGGUGGCCUAGAUCAUUGCAAUGUAAUAACAGUGUAAACCCAAAGUUUGAUCCUUGUUUCGAGGUUUAUACUAGCAGCAGAACUGCUGUUAGAAGUUUCUGUAAACAUCAGGAAAAACAAACUUAUGUAAAGCAUACAGAGUUCUGAAUUUCAGCAGACAUGUGGCUGCUAUCAGUCUGAUCACAUCAGUAGCAAACAAUCGUUUGGUUCUGAUUUUUCUUUCGAACAAGGAAGAAAGAUGAAAGGGAACAAGUCAUAGAUAUUCCAUUAAUAUGAAUACUCAUCUAAGCCAGGAGAUGUAAGCAAUAAGCUCAAGGUAUGCCAAAUUCUGGAAUGUAGGCGGCCGGAAAAAAGAAACACAUACAUGACUUGUUCAAACAGAUGAAAAUUCUUUGUUUCUAGGCCUUUCAGAAAUCUCUAAAUUAUAAGUGGUGGUCUUACUUUUUUGCUGUUGAA